Molecule: messenger RNA, 1803 nt
Organism: Peniophora sp. CBMAI 1063
Lineage: Eukaryota; Fungi; Basidiomycota; Agaricomycetes; Russulales; Peniophoraceae
Source: the annotation of a GenBank genome assembly
AUGUCUACCUUCUGGCGCCUCUUCUCGAGUUAUAUUCCGACCAUCCGCGACGACGGCCGCGACCUCGAGCUACCCAUACUCAGCCGAAGCUCGUCAUCGUCAUCAUACUCUCCCCCAAACCCGCGCGGGCAGCGACACGAACGACCCCGGCGGCUGGCCGCGCAAACGACAGCGCUCAAGGACAUUCGCGCACGGUGGGACGCUGAAGAAAUGUCGGACAUCCGUAUGCCGCUCCCUUGCGCGAACGAGUCGACGCAGACCGUGCGGUGGCACAAGUCCGUGAAGCGUUCGCACACGGAUAGCUGCCUGCCGGCAACACCUCUGCCGUUGGGAGCACUCAUCUCGCCACAAGAGAGUGACGCUUCUGCUUCCUCGCGGUCCCAAGACUCCCAACCCAGCAUCGAUUCUUCUUCGGGCGACAGCGAGUCCACAAAAGUCGACUUUAUGCCCGUCCCCCAUCAUGAACGUCGGAAGAGCGUCAAGGGACGUUCGCAACGCGACCGCGAGCCUGACACGAAAUCACCGAAACCCAAAGUCGUGCAACCGGCCACACCGGCAUCGUCAACCUCGCCCACCCAGUUGCUCAUCCUGAAGCGAGAGCUGGAGCAACUGCAGGCCGAUCUCUCCUCUACGAAACACGAACUAGAGCAUCAAAGGGCCGUGAACGUGCACAUCCUCGCGCAGAAGCGGAAGCUCGAAGGAUCUCUCGCUCGUUCGCAGGCCCAGGCGGCUGAGACGCAGGAGCUACGUAUCGCUCUGGCCGACCGUGUUCUUUCCGACGCUGCACGGGAUUCUACGGCGCGUGAUGAGGAGCUUGCGGCGCUACGUGCCUUCCUUGACAAGACGGAUACCGCAAGCGGCGCGGAAGUCCUGCAGGCCGUGGCAGAUCUCAACAAUGAGAUUGUGCAGCUCGCCGCCGCCGUCAGUGACGAGUUUCCUUUCCCUCAAACGCGCUCAGGGGCGCCAGCGUGGACGCUCGCACAGGCGGACCUGGUGCGCGACGCACUUGGCGACGAACUCUGUCGGCUGCUUCAAUACGGUGAGCACGGCGAGGACCCCACAAUUGUACAGUUCGCCGUACAGGCGUGGGAGGUUCACUGCUGCCAGGCUGCGCUAGAUGCGUUCUGCGCGGGGCUGGCCCCCGAGGUCGACGCAUACCUGAGCGCACUCUUUGAGGAGAUGCAGACAUCCGAGCUCCAGGCCACGGCCUCACGCUGGCGCGCGCUCACGCGUCAACACACCCGCGCAUUGAUGGCCAAGCGCCCAUCUCAAACCGCGCCGGCGUUGUCCACCACGUCAUCCCUGUCCUCCGCGUGCUCUUCCCCUCUUCUAGACCUCCCGCGUGGCGCGGCUGCAUACCCCACACCGUCUCCGACGACGAACAACUCACCUGUCGGACUUCUCGGCGCUCUUCCUUCCCCGGCCUCCCCUCAAUCACGGAACCUCGACGGCCUGCGCGCAAUCCUUGCAUUAGCUGGCUACAACAUCCAUGCCGGACCUCUCUCAGAGCGUUUCGGCGCAGCCGUGGCUCACGUGGGAAAGCUUGCCGACGACCUAGCCCGUACAGUGUGCGAGGGCGUGGCGAGCGCAUGGUUCUCUGUACGUGUCGCCCCAGCACGCGCGUCGUUCGAUGCAGUCGCGAUGGAGAACGCGUAUGCAGGCUUCGGCGACGAGGCUGCAGACGUGCUCUGUAGUAUCGCGCUUGGACUAGAGGUCGUGCGUAAGCACGACGCUGGCGAUGUUGAGCGUACCAUCUUGCUCAAACCCGCCGUCGUGCUUGAAAAUGUGACAGAGUUGUUGUAG